GCUAUCUUCCUCCAUCCUACCUUAUCCAUUACUGAAAUUCUGCAACUACAAUUUUCUCCAUCGAUAAACUCAAGCAUUUACAGAGAGCAGAAGCAAUCCUUUCAUGGUAACAACAGCACUCACAAUUCAUCUCUUUCUCUCUUCUUCUGCAAUUACUGUUUCAUUUAAACAACCACACAAAGAGAGAGAGAAAGAGACGAAUGCCAGCAUGUUUCUGCUCCUUCAAUCCACCUUCAACCUCUAUCUCAACCUUUAUCUCAAACCACCCACACCUCUCCAUUCUCGAAACCACCUGCCGAACAAUCACAGACCUCAAAAAAAUCCACGCCAGCCUCAUCAAAACCGGCCUAGCCAAAGAUACCAUCGCUGCUAGCAGACUCCUCGCCUUCUCCGCCGCCCGAGACCUCCAUUACGCGCUCUCCAUCUUCCGCCGCAUCGAAAAACCCAAUCAAUUCACUUGGAACACCGUAAUCCGAGGCUUCUCCCAGAGCUCGGACCCUAAUUUUGCGAUUUUACUCUUCCUCGAGACGCUGAAUUGCUCGGAAAUUCUCCCCGAACGCCGCACUUACCCUUCCGUUCUCAAGGCGUACGCUCAGCUGGGGCUGGCCGGAGAUGGAGCUCAGCUUCAUGGGAGAAUCGUGAAGGAAGGUUUGGAAUCGGAUCCAUUCAUUCGGAACUCAAUCAUUCACAUGUAUGAGAAUUGGGGGUUUCUUGAAAAUGCGUGGAAGCUGUUUGAUGUAAGUCUUGAGAGGGAUGUUGUGGCUUGGCACUCGAUGAUUAUGGGGCUUGCGAAGUGUGGGGAGAUUGAGGAAUCUUGGAGGUUGUUCUGCAAGAUCCCAUUUAGAAAUGAGAUCUCUUGGAAUAUGAUUAAGCCUACUGAGUUUACUCUGGUUAGUAUGUUGAAUGCUUGUGGGGAAUUGGGAGAUCUUGAGCAGGGGAGAUGGAUUCAUGACUACAUCAAGAUGAAUGAUCUUGAGAUGAAUGUGAUUGUUGCUACUGCCAUCGUAGACAUGUAUUGCAAGUGCGGGGACGUUGAGGCCACGCGAGUAGCAUUCAAGAAUGCUCCGAGGAAAGGGCUUUCGUGUUGGAACUCGAUGAUGCUAGGUUUGGCCACGAAUGGAUGUUACGAGGAAGUGUUUGAUAUGUUCAAUGAGCUCGAAUGUUCUAAUCUCCGGCCGGAUGGGGUGAGCUUCGUCGCUGUGCUGACGGCCUCGAGCCAUUCGUUGAGAGUGGACGAGGCGAGGAGGUACUUCAGGCUGUUGACAGAGGAGUAUGGGAUGGAGGCGAAGAUCGAGCACUGUGGCUGUAUGGUUGAUGCGCUGGGGAGGGCGGGGAUGGUGGAGGAGGCGGCCGAGUUUGUGGCGAGUAUGCCUAUGGAACCGGACGUUGUCGUGUGGGGUUCUCUGCUUGCGGCGUGCAGGAACCACGGCGGGAGCGUUGAGGUCGCGGAGUGGGCUGCGAGGAACUUGAGGCUGUUGGAUGGGACGGAGACGAGCGCGCACGUGCUGAUGCCAAACGUGUAUGCGGGGUCGGGUGAUUUCGAGAAGGCGGUCGAGGAAAGGAAGGAGAUGGAGAAGGAACCUGGUUGUAGUUUGAUUGAAGUGAAUGGGGAGGUUCAUGAGUUUGUAGCUGCUGGGAAUUGGCAUUGUCUGAUGUAGAUGAGAUUAUAAUGAUCUGUGUUAUGUGUUCAAUAAUUAUGUUUUUUCUUUUUUGUGGUAACAUGAAAUUGAGAACGGAAAAAAUAUUUCCAUUUGGAAUUGAA
This is a messenger RNA of Salvia splendens (bonfire salvia), 1762 nucleotides long. Its product is annotated as pentatricopeptide repeat-containing protein At2g42920, chloroplastic. Gene Ontology annotation, biological process: RNA modification. The record is from RefSeq and is a predicted model, not a curated record. The transcript has a single exon. NCBI's taxonomy places the organism in Eukaryota, Viridiplantae, Streptophyta, Magnoliopsida, Lamiales, Lamiaceae. The coding region runs from base 201 to 1658 and encodes 485 amino acids. Gene Ontology annotation, molecular function: protein binding; RNA binding.